Cucurbita maxima (winter squash) is the source of this 1081-nucleotide messenger RNA. Its product is annotated as ABC transporter C family member 12-like. Gene Ontology annotation, molecular function: ATP hydrolysis activity; ATP binding; ABC-type transporter activity. Lineage: Eukaryota; Viridiplantae; Streptophyta; Magnoliopsida; Cucurbitales; Cucurbitaceae. The coding region runs from base 92 to 1081 and encodes 329 amino acids. The transcript has 2 exons. The record is from RefSeq and is a predicted model, not a curated record. Gene Ontology annotation, biological process: transmembrane transport. Gene Ontology annotation, cellular component: membrane.
CAGUAGCAAACUUAUACUGGUUAAUCAUUUCAAGCCUCCGUGCGUCUAGAAAAUUGCACGAUUUCAUGCUAAAUUCAAUCUAAGAGCUCCAAUGGUGUUCUUCCACACCAAUCCAAUUGGACGAAUUAUCAAUAGGUUUGCCAAAGAUCUUGGAGACAUUGAUCGUACUCUUGCCCAUAUUAUGAAUAUGUUUCUUGGACAACUGUGGCAGCUACUGUCAACUUUUGUUCUAAUAGGUCUAGUGAGCCCAAUCUCCCUAUGGGCCAUUACGCCGCUAUUGAUUGUGUUUUAUGCAGUCUAUUUAUAUUAUCAGAGUACCUCAUGCGAAGUCAAACGCUUGGGUUCGAUUACUAGAUCUCCGGUGUAUGCUCAAUUUGGGGAAGUGUUAAAUGGUCUGUCAACUAUCCGUGCAUAUAAGGCAUAUGAUCGAAUGGAAAGCAUCAACGGGAGGUUCGUGGAUAAUAACACCAGGUUUACUCUUGCAAAUAUCAGUUCAAAUCGCUGGCUCACAAUAAGGUUGGAAACAUUAGGAGGCUUUAUAAUCUGGAUGACAGCAACUUUUGCUGUCUUGCAGAACGCAAGAGAAGAAAACCAGGGGGCAUUUGCAUCUACGAUGGGAUUACUUUUAAGUUAUACCCUAAACAUCACAAACUUGUUAAGUGGUGUUCUAAGACAAGCAAGUAGGGCUGAAAAUGGUUUAAACGCUGUUGAACGUGUUGGCAUAUACAUCGAUUUGCCUUCAGAGGCUCCAGCUAUAAUCGAGUAUAACCGCCCCCCUUCUGGUUGGCCUUCAUCUGGAUCGAUUCAUUUUGAGGAUGUUGUCUUACGUUAUAGGCCUGGACUUCCUCCAGUCUUGCAUGGGCUAUCCUUUAAUAUUUUACCAACUGACAAGCUAGGAAUAGUUGGAAGAACUGGUGCAGGAAAAUCAAGCAUGUUGAAUGCAUUAUUUCGAAUUGUAGAGAUCGAACUAGGACGAAUAACAAUUGAUGGCUAUGACAUUGCUAAGGUUGGGCUAACAGAUUUGCGGAAAUCUCUAACUGUUAUACCUCAAUCACCAAUUCUUUUUUCAGGUAUGCUUUGA